CGAAGACUCCGGAUUUGUUAAAGGGACCGCACCGGGAGAAAUGUGGGGUCGGGAAUUGGGGUGAAAAAAGCGUAUUUUCAGCAAAUUCUCUCCCGCCAUGAUCUCCCAGCUCUUCAUCCUGUCCUCCAAGGGCGACCGCCUGGUGUACAGGAACUUCCGCGGGGACGGCGGCGAUGACGUCACGGACGCUUUUUACCGCGCUGUCACCUCCCUGCCCGGGGACCGAGCGCCCGUCUUCAUGGCACGGGAGGGACGGCACUUCGUCCACGUGAGGCACGGGGGGCUCUACGUGGGGGUCACCACCACAGCCGACACUUCGCCCUUCGUCCUCGUGGAGUUCCUGAACAGGUUGGUGACGCUGCUGCGGGAGCACUGCGGGACUCUGAGCGAGAAGAGCGUCAGCGUCAACGUGGCCCUCGUGCACGAACUGCUGGGAGAGAUGGUGGACUUCGGAUACAUUCAGACCACCGCCACCGAAGUGCUGCGCAGCGCGACCCACGGAGAACCCGAGACCACCAAAGCCUUCAGCCUGCUGGACCUCCGCUCCGUGGGGCUGUUCGGCGCUGAGACGCAGCAGAGCAAAGUGGCGCCCGGCUCCAUCACCAACCGCCCGGUGCUGCCCCCCAGGGGCGAGCAGCCCGCUCGCAGUGAGCUCUUCGUGGACGUCGUGGAGCGCCUGACGGUCGUCAUUGCUGCCAAUGGGACGCCCCUGAAGGUGGACGUGCAGGGGGAGAUCCGGCUGAAGAGCUUCGUGCCUGGGGGCUGCGAGCUGCGCAUGGGGCUGACGGAGGAGCUGAGUGUGGGGACGGAGGAGCAGCGCGGCUAUGGCCGCCUCCCCCUGGCUGCUGUCGCCUUCCACAGCUCCGUGGACCUGGAGGAGUUUGAGCAGGAGCGAGUCCUGCGGGUGACCCCUGGCCCGGGGGAGGUGACCCUGAUGCGCUACCAGCUGGCUGAGGACGUUCCUGUGCCGCUGCCCUUCCGCCUCCUGCCCAGCGUGGAGUGGGACCCGGCGGGGAGGCUCCGCAUUCACCUGAAGCUGCGCUGCGAUCUGCCCCCAAAACAGGGUGACCCCACACUGUGCCCCCCCUCACCCCCCUCCAGCCACGCCAUCAAUGUUGUGCUGCAGCUGCCGCUGCCCCGGGAAGCGAGCAGCCUGGCACAGGAGCUGAGCAGCCCCGAGCAGACGGCAGAGCUGCAGGGGGGGGGACGCUGCCUGCGCUGGGCCAUCCCACGGUGCCAGGGGGGGGCACAGCUGGGCGCUGUGUUCAGGGUUCAGCUGCCCCCCACCCCCCCGCUGGGGCUGGGCCCGGCCGCUCUCACCUUUGAGCUCCCGGCUCUGACGGUGUCAGGUUUGCGGCUGCGCUGCCUUCGCCUCUCCGCCCCCCCCGGCGCCCCCCCGGCCCCCCCCCAGCGCUGGGUUCGCCAUUUGACCCACAGCGACUCCUACGUGGUCCGGCUGUGAGCUCGGCCGAAGCGCAGGGCGCUUUUGGGGUGAAUACAGGAAACUGUGGAGCCUCUGCGAGUUCAGGGGGUGAAGUCGUUGUUGUUUUUUUUUCACGGGG
Molecule: messenger RNA, 1562 nt
Organism: Phasianus colchicus (ring-necked pheasant)
Lineage: Eukaryota; Metazoa; Chordata; Aves; Galliformes; Phasianidae
Source: RefSeq, a predicted model, not a curated record